Morone saxatilis (striped sea-bass) is the source of this 3456-nucleotide messenger RNA. It is a transcript of the gene yaf2, whose product is annotated as YY1 associated factor 2. Gene Ontology annotation, biological process: positive regulation of DNA-templated transcription. NCBI's taxonomy places the organism in Eukaryota, Metazoa, Chordata, Actinopteri, Moronidae. The record is from RefSeq and is a predicted model, not a curated record. Gene Ontology annotation, cellular component: nucleus. Gene Ontology annotation, molecular function: DNA binding; transcription coregulator activity. The coding region runs from base 139 to 699 and encodes 186 amino acids. The transcript has 4 exons.
CACGUGAACAGUUCCCAAGCGGAGUUUCCACGACAGCUGGAAGCCGAGCGGCACGGGCGCAUCGCUUCUUUGCUAAAAUUAUCGGAAAUAACGCGACUUCUGCUCGUCUCAGCACCUCCAGAUAAACCCUGGUCUGGCAUGGGCGACAAGAGGAGUCCCACAAGGCCGAAGCGUCAACCGAAGCCCUCCUCCGACGAGGGGUUUUGGGACUGCAGCGUAUGCACAUACAAGAACACGGCAGAAGCUUUUAAGUGCAUGAUGUGUGAUGUCAGGAAGGGGACAUCAACAAGGAAGCCUCGUCCCGUCUCCCAGCUCGUCUCGCAGCAGCAGGUAACGCAGCAGUUUGUGUUGCCCUCGCAGCCCAAAAAGGAAAAGAAGGAGAGGGUAGAGAGGGAGAAGAGCGACAGAGAGCCGGCGCUCAAGAAGAACAGUCACAAGAAGAUGAGGCCGAGAUUAAAAAACAUCGACCGGAGCAGCGCCCAGCACCUGGAGGUGACGGUCGGGGACCUGACAGUCAUCAUAACGGACUUUAAGGAGAAGGCCAAGCCCACGUCCACCUCGGCUACGUCGUCCAGCACCGCGUCCACGGCCGACCACCACAGCCAGAACGGCUCCAGCUCGGAAAACACAGAGAAGGGGCUCUCCCGCUCCUCCUCGCCCAGAGGAGAGGGGAGCUCGGUCAACGGGGAGUCCCACUGAGUCACCCCUUCAAAACCUCCCCCCCUCCCUUCCCCGAGCUACCCCGGCCUCCACCCACAUCUCAUUUGCAAGUUCACGUCACCAGUGGAGGGUCCUGCCUCUACAACUGCACAAUACUGACUAAAACUUUUUGCUUUUCUUUCUCAAUAGGCAUUUGUGACCCGUUUGUCAGAGUUGCCAACACAUUAGACGAGUUUAAUCAGUUCAAGAUUCUCCACAGCACUGGAAUCCUGCGUUUAGAAAGCAAUAUGAAACACCUCUUGCUCCAUCUUUGAAGUUCGUAGUGAUCUACAUUUCCGCUUGGACAUUUUGGUGUAAUCGAGAGGAUCCCCACACGCUGUCCAAAGCUCACUACUAGAAUAUUUACUAAGACAUUCUGACAAGGAACUUCUUCAGGACUGACCUGAGAUAUGUCUGAGUAAAUGUUUGGACAGGCUUUAUGAUUUCCUUCAGAUGCACCAGCCAGUCGUGGGUUUUUUUUUUUUUUCUUCCUCCAUAUAUAUAUUUUUGUUAAAGGAGAUGUGCAGCCCCACCUUUCAUCGUCAGUGGCCGGCAGAGUGACCUUUUCCCCCCCUCAUGUGGAAUUUUCAGCCUCUGUCUGGAAUCUUUACCUACCUGUUAUAAACCCAAACCAUCUAUUACACACUCUCAGUGUCCCUACACUGACCCUUCAACCUCACAGCGAACCUUUGCUCCUGAUCUUGAUACUCAAAGCUUUUACUUCGGGAUUGCCUCUGCUGUAGAGAGACUUUUUUGACACAGCAUAGCAGCUGUACUGCUACUGGCACCUUGUGGUGUUUUUGCGUAAUGUUUGGAGCAGGUUGUUCAGGUAAUGCUUGUUACGUCCGCGUGAAGGCACCGGCAGGUUUUGAUAAAAGCCCUCUCUUAAACUGUGCAGGAAGGUAUAGUAUGUGAUUUUAAAAGGAUAAUACCGGUGUUUUUGUGUUUUCAGUUUGUGCCAAUAAUCAACGCUACUCCUCUUUUACGUUAUUCUCAGUUUGUCUGCACUCUAUCAGUCAAGUUAGACAUACAGUCAUGUUUUUUUUCUGUCUUUACAACCAUUUGUAUUGUACCAUACAUAAACAAAAAAAAACACAAACCUGCAUUAAGUGCUAUUUUUGGCAGAAUCAACUUGAUUUGAGUGAACGUGUACAGAAUCAGCAGCUCUCCAGCUAUAUGCAACUUCUAGAUCAUUGCUUUGGUUCUCUGAACCUCGCAUACAUCAUCCAUGUCCAGCAAAAUGGCUCAGACAAGCUGUUUGUUACACUGCCUGGCCAGCAUGAAAUGGCAGAAGACUAAAAUUAGCUUGUAGCUGGUAAAGAAAGUCUUCAGCACUACUAGCCAAGUACAGACCAAACUAGAGCUAAACCAGAUGCUUAUGUUGGUGUAUGUCUGCUCGAUAUGCAAGUAGGCAAUGAAUUGCUAACGCAUUAGCCGUAACAGCUAAAAUCUGUCUCUCAGGGCUUUGAGUUGAUUUUGCAGUCUUGCUGUACACUGUUGCUAUUUAAAAAACCCACUUAAUGCAGCUCUAAGAAUUACCCAAACUCUGUUCUUAAUUACAGUCAGUGUGAAAUCCUACUUCAUCCGUCACAUUGUAAAUACAUGAUGUAAACACAACAUGUUACCAAUUUACUGCCAUCCUUCAUGAUGAUAUUGCACCAUGGUUAUUGUCAAUCACACGACUCCCACUGAGUGAUGUACAUCCGCGCAAAUACGCUAAGAAUUCUUGGAAAGCUCCAUAUUUCAUGACGUUUCUACUUUUAUUUUGCGUGCUUUUAUUUUCUCAACCAAGAGCUCAUAACAAGCCAGGUUUAUGAAUUUGUUUCAGAGCGGCAAAAAGAACAGAUGAUCGCACAAUGAGUCAAGGAUUGUCGACUUUAACGGAGGCGGUAAUCCAAGGGGCUGUAGCUGUAAAUGACACCGGUAUUCUCCUUUUUAAUCUGUGCUGCACAAACGGGGCUGCACCUGCUCAGUGUCACAAUGGGGGGAAACCAGAGGGCGCUCAUGCUGUUCUGCCCCCCACAGUGGACCCAGUUUGGAUACAGCGCCGUGCUCGUAAAACAGAAGAAAAAAAGAAAGAGCUCCGGCUUGUGGACGUGCACAUUUAUCAGCUGUAUAGGCGAUGGCGUGAUGGACUUCAGAAACUGUUUAAAUUCCUCCAUUUUGAUGUAGCAAAGUGGGGGAGCUUUAGAAUCUACUAAACUCCCAGCAGAACAACUAUAGAUCAACCUAACUACACAAUAACUUAUAAAAACCUGUAGAAUACUACACAGAUAAAAUUGAUAUUUCUAAAAAUAUUGUACUACAAUGUUUUGAUGUGGUUGUAUUAUCCAUCAUACCAGUGUUCUUGUCAAGAUUUUUUCCUUUAACAUUUUAGCACAGAUCCUGAGAACUGUCAUGGCAUGAUAAUAUUAUGGUCUCAGUAUAUUGUGGGACAGGCUAUGUCUCUUAGUUUGUUAGCAUUGUUUAAUGUGUCAGAGACGUAUUUUCCUCAUAGGUUGACCACACUAGCUGGGACUAGGUGCGUGGACUCGUGGGAACUGUUCCAACAGACAUUUGUUAUUCGGUUGUGGCAAAAAUGGAAAGACACUUAAAAAUAUGGCGGUGUCACACGUUGAUAUUUUCUGUUUCGUUUGUUUUUUUGUUUUUUUUUUGCUUUGCCAUGCUCAAUUUGUUUUAAAAUGUGUGAACUUGUUUAUUACAUGUCUGAAUAAGAAAAUAACAAAAUUCUAAACAAAAAAGGAUUUAUCUCGUGCA